Gymnodraco acuticeps is the source of this 3399-nucleotide messenger RNA. RefSeq names its product low density lipoprotein receptor a (gene ldlra). NCBI's taxonomy places the organism in Eukaryota, Metazoa, Chordata, Actinopteri, Perciformes, Bathydraconidae. The record is from RefSeq and is a predicted model, not a curated record. Gene Ontology annotation, molecular function: calcium ion binding; protein binding.
GUCAAACAGUACAGUGAGCAGGGCAUCCCUCCUAUGAGCAUCUCUGCAAAACAGCCACUAUAGAGACGUUGGUGUAAAUCACAUUUCUGACAGUGUGUUUUUAUUAUAAUUACAUUAUUUAGUCACAUUAGAGUGCAUGCAUCUUCCAGUGCGCCUGGGAAACAUGGGACUGCUGUUUCAGGCAUCUUUGUUAUUCUUUCUCUUCACCCUCGUUCAUACAGAUCCAUUGACGACAUGUGGAUCCGAUCAUUUCCAGUGUGGGAACGGUAAAUGCUUGCCGGCUCGAUGGGUGUGUGACGGCAUGGACGACUGUGGAGACGCCACUGAUGAACUUCCUGCUACCUGCAUGACUAAGACCUGCAAGCCGACAGAGUUCAGCUGCACGGACCGUCUGAACCAGUGCCUCCCGGAGAGCUGGCACUGUGACGGGAAAGCUGACUGUGAGAAUGGAGCUGAUGAGGAGAGCUGUGCGCCAAAGCUGUGCACGAACACAGAGUUUCGCUGCGGGAGUGGUCAGUGCGUGUCGUCGUCCUUCGUGUGUGACGAUGAGGCGGAUUGUGACGACGGCAGCGAUGAAGCGUCCUGUCCGCCGGUCACCUGCAGCCCGGCCUCCUUCCAGUGCAACAACACCGUCUGCGUGCCUGGUCUGUGGGCCUGCGACGGAGACAUGGACUGCUCCGACGGCUCCGAUGAGUGGCCUCAGAGCUGCGGAGGAGCAAAGUCAACGGUUACUGUUCCCGCUCAUCAGUGUUCGAACCUGGAGUUCCUCUGCGGCAGCGGGGAGUGCAUCCACAGCAGCUGGAAGUGUGACGGAGGCGCCGACUGCUUUGAUAGAUCCGAUGAAGCAGGAUGUGCACACACCACCUGCGCUCCCGAUGAGUUUGAAUGUGAUGACGGUUCUUGUAUCCACGGCAGCCGGCAGUGCGACCGUCAAUUCGACUGCAGGGACCGCAGCGAUGAAUUCGGCUGCAUCAACGCAACCCACUGUGAUGGUCCGACCCACUUUAAGUGCCGCAGCGGGGAGUGUAUCAGCAUGGAGAAGGUGUGUGACAGGAAGCGUGAUUGCAGGGAUUGGACAGACGAGCCUCUGAGGGAAUGUGGCUCCAAUGAAUGCCUUUACACCAACGGCGGCUGCUCGCAUGUUUGCAAUAACCUCAAGAUCGGAUACGAGUGUCUGUGUCCUACUGGAUAUAACCUGGUGGAGAAAAAACGCUGUGAAGACAUCGACGAGUGUGCCAACCCAGACACCUGCAGCCAGAUCUGCAUCAACCUGGUGGGCAGCUUCAAAUGUCAAUGUGAGGAGGGGUACCAGGUGGACCCAGCAACCAAAGCCUGCAAGGCCAUCGGUACAAUCGCCUACCUGUUCUUCACCAACCGUCAUGAAGUCAGAAAGAUGACGUUGGAUAAGAGUGAGUACACCAGAGUGAUCCCCCGUCUGAAGAGCGCUGUGGCUCUGGACAUGAACAUGGCCACCAAAGACAUCUACUGGUCCGACAUCUCCCAGAAGAAGAUCUACAGAGCUCCGAUGGACUCGGCUGAAAACUCGGCUGAACACAGCGUAGUGGUCGGCAGAGACAUGGACGCACCUGAAGGCAUCGCGUUCGACUGGAUCCACGGGAACCUGUACUGGACCGACAGCAUCCGAAGUACCAUCUCCGUGGUUACCGCUGAUGGCAGCCGCCGAAAAACUCUCUUCCGUCGAGAUCUAUCCAAACCGCGUGCCAUUGUGGUCGACCCCCACAGAAACUUCCUUUACUGGACCGACUGGGGGAGUCCCGCUAAGAUCGAGAAAGGAGGAGGUUUAAACGGAGGAGACCGAACCGCUCUGGUCACCGACAACAUCGAGUGGCCAAAUGGGAUCACAAUCGACCUGUUGAACCAGCGGCUGUACUGGGUGGACUCCAAGCUGCACACCCUCUCCAGCAUCGAUGUGCAGGGCGGUGGUCGACGCACCAUCAUCCUGGACGAACACAAGCUGGCUCACCCUCUGGGCCUCACUGUGUUUGAGGAAAGAGUGUAUUGGACCGACGUCAGUAACAAUGCCAUCUUCAGUGCCAACAGGCUGACGGGGGAGAACAUCACAGCCGUGGCAGAGCCUCUCAUCCCAGAAGACAUUAUCCUCUUCCAUAACCUCAAACAGCCCGCUGGCAGGGAUUGGUGCCUGGUCUCCGGCUGUGAAUACUUGUGCCUGGCAGCUCCUCAAGUGGGCCGACACCCCCCCAAAUACACAUGUGUGUGUUCAGAUAACAUGAUGCUAGCCCGGGAUAUGAGGUCAUGCGUACCUGCCGUGCCCACGCCUGAAGCUCCUGUGCAGCCUCAGGUUCCAGCUACAGACCCUCCUCGCCGCCCUCCAGUUCCAGCCAGCACCACACCCAAGACCCUGGUCCAAACCACCCCAAUACCCCAAAUCCGUACCACCCCUAAACCCCCAGUCCGUACCACCCCAGUUCCCAUAAUCACCACCACUGCAGCCAGGCCAGCACCACGCACCACCAUCAAACCUCCAGUAAAGACCACCACCCCAGAACCAAAGAUCCCGUCACCCAGGCCGGUGAAUCCUAAAAUCCCCCAGACCACCACAGGGGCUCCAGUCACAUCUCAAGAUAAUCAACAUGAAUUUGCCACUGCUGUACCCAACACUGCCUCCACCACGCCGAUAGCUCUGAAUAUAGCAUUACCUCUGGUGAUCAUUUGUCUGGUGGCUAUUGGUGGCGUGCUACUAUGGAGGAACUACAGGCUGAAAAACACCAACACAAUCCACUUUGACAACCCCGUUUACCAGAAAACCACCGAGGACCAAGUGCAUAUUUGGAGGAGCAACAGCAUUGAUGGUUACUCCUACCCAAAAAAACAAGUCGUGAGCUUGGAUGAAGAAGAGGACAAUCCAGUCUUCACAGAAAACUGAAAAAUGUCAUGCAGAGUGGAAAGAAGAGCCUUGAUGAUAAGCUACCUUGGACGUCCUUGUGUAUUUUUUACCUGACAUGGCACAAAGAUAUGGAAUUUAAAGCCAAUCUUGAAACCACUAUAUCCUCACAAACGCUCUAAUGGCGCAUUUCCACUACAGCGCGGAGCUCGCUUUAAGCGUGCAGUGCCUGUUUUUGGUUGCGUUUCCACUUGGUGUAGUUCCGGCUAGUGGGUACUAUUUCAAAGUUUUUCUGGCCCCAUAAAAUCGAGGAUCUUAGCAGGUCAACAACCAGGCUGAGUCGGGCUGAGUAUGCUAAACUAGAGAGAGAAUCGCUGGCAAGGGGGCUACAACUACAACAUGAUGAACAUAUUUGACCGUGAUUUAAUUGUAAUACACGUUUCAAAAUGAUGCCGAAGUAACAACAUACUGAUACCGGUUAGUAAAAACCAUGAAUUAAUGCUUUGAGAAGUGUGCAGACAGACGGCAGGCGAAAA